Messenger RNA from Aspergillus pseudonomiae, 1731 nucleotides. RefSeq lists its product as uncharacterized. NCBI's taxonomy places the organism in Eukaryota, Fungi, Ascomycota, Eurotiomycetes, Eurotiales, Aspergillaceae. The coding region runs from base 1 to 1731 and encodes 576 amino acids. Gene Ontology annotation, biological process: proteolysis. The record is from RefSeq and is a predicted model, not a curated record. The transcript has 7 exons. Gene Ontology annotation, molecular function: serine-type peptidase activity.
AUGCCAUUUCGCUCAGAUCUGGCGGUGAGGUUUGUGGACGACUAUGCCAAAUAUCUACAGUUUCAUGCUACGGCAUCUAUGCUGAAAGACCCCCCAAGCGGCUAUAUUUCAACCGGGGCUGAUUUGUGGGGAGGAUUGCAGAGAAUCCGACAAAAGGCCAGCCACAAUAUAUAUUCGAGCCAGUACGAUUUUGAUUCUGAUCUCAAGUACCUUACCUCACGGGCAAAUGAUGGCCAUCUCAGUGUUGGGCUGUGUUCUCUGGAAAUCAUGCACUUUGAGCACGACAUGCCUCUGGUGUCGAUUUCACCGGAUGGGGUUCAGCUUCCACGAAUAUAUACGUACUAUGACGCCGAGAUGAAGCUUCGCGGGACCGAGGCUGUGAUCUCAUCGGUUUAUCGUAUUGAAGACAUGGAUCCGGUUUAUUAUUUGCAGGCUAAUAUCGGUGUAACCAUUGGUCUUCAAGAUCCUGAUGCUCGAUAUAACCAUCUGUUUCCCUCACCCGCUGCAGCAUUUUCAGGGAUGUACACAGGAGGGCUGUGGACCAACAAUCUGGGUUCCUGGCCUGGGAAGGCCAACCAAACCGUGGAAUUCAGCAAUGGAACCAGAUUGACAGUGGAAACCACUGCAUCAGUGACGUUGGAUCGUGGGUUGGAUUUCUCCAGUGGGGAAUCACUCUUUCAAACUGCCUGCAUGCCUAAUAAGGAGAGCCGCCCUCCCGAUCCCCACCCAGCACUCGCGGUAGGGAAGUCUCCAUACUCAAUUCCACUGGGUGGGUCGUCGAUGUAUCCGGCACCAAUCGUACAUCACGAGAAGGAACUUCUCCCAACGUUCAGGCUCACUGGAGAGAGUCCUGUGUCGCUGGCGAGAGUUGCAGUUCAGUUCCUCGAACGCGCUAGAAAGGAUGGAAAAGAGAAGCUCAUCAUUGAUCUAUCGAACAAUAUGGGGGGCGACAUCAACCUGGGAUUUAAUCUGUUCCGGAUCUUGUUCCCAGACAAACCAAUCUACACAGCCACUCGCUUCCCCUCAACAGAGUUGAUUGGCCUGAUGGGUCGGGUCUUCUCAUCUUCCCAGGGCCAUGAAGCAGUCCACCAUGACAACACGCUGGACUUGCCUCUGAUCUUUCAGAAUGCGGUUACACCAGACCAUCGACACUCAUUCGGCAGCUGGGAGAAGCUGUUCGGUCCCGUCGAAAUCGCAGGUCAGAACAUGUCCCAUCUACAUGCGACGUAUAAUUUCACCACGGCAUCAACCGAGGACAAUCCGAUCAGUGGGUAUGGGGACAUUGAGUUUGGACCUUCUACUCAGCCAUUCCACGCUGAGAAUAUAAUCAUCAUGACAAACGGCAUCUGUGCGUCCACAUGUACAAUUCUAGCAAGAUUACUCAAGCAACAAGGGGCGCGCGAGAUUGCGGUAGACACAAGCAGAACCAGUUCUCCCAUUCUCUCCGCAGAUGAAUUGGCUCGGUUUCUAGAGUUGGCUCCUCCCCCACUCACAGGAUUCCCGAUGCGAAUUGACAGCCGUGGAGGGAGUGGGGUGAAUUUCCGCAACGAAUACGACGAGAAGGACCCAAACACUCCGUUGCAGUUUGUUUACGAAGCGGCGGACUGUCGGUUGUUUUGGACGGCGGAGAAUUAUGUCUUUCCGGACAGUUCGUGGGUUGCAGCAGCUGAUGCGAUGUUUGGAGGUGCUUCUUGUGUGGAGGAGUCAGCUGGGCAUCAUAUUACUCCUUGA